Molecule: messenger RNA, 2323 nt
Organism: Owenia fusiformis
Lineage: Eukaryota; Metazoa; Annelida; Polychaeta; Sabellida; Oweniidae
Source: the annotation of a GenBank genome assembly
UAUGUAAGGAUAAAAAGUGCGCAUUCAAUACAGACACAACGAAGCCAUCUUAAGAACUCCCGAUUCAGGUAUACACGUCAGUUUAUCAAGGAUCUCAAGGAUCAACGAACAUUAUGGAGGAUCAUUACGUUGAUCAUAAGAAGGCGCCGAUUCCUCACGACGCUGACGACGACGAUGAGGUCAUCGGAGAUCCUGAAAUGAAUUUCCAGGAUCACAAGGGAUGCUGUGGAAUGUCCAAUAAAAAAGAAUCCAUCGUGUUUGUGGUGUGUAUGCUGAUAGGCAUGCUCGUAGGCAUCGGAAUGGGAAUAGGACUCAGAUACGCGAAUUUGACGGAUAAACAAAUCCACUACUUCCAGUUUCCCGGGGAAAUGUUCCUUAGAAUGCUGAAGAUGAUGAUCCUUCCUCUGAUCAUGUCAAGUCUUAUUUUUGGUAUGGCUAACCUGAAGGCCGCCGGUUGGAUAGGGGCAAGGACCAUUUUGUAUUACAUGUCGACGACUAUCAUAGCAGUAGUCAUUGGUAUCAUUCUGGUAGUGAUCAUUCAGCCAGGUUACAAGGGCUCCGAAAAAUUGGCCAAAGCGAACAGGGGAGAGCCCGUUGAACCAAUAGAUUCUUUGUUGGAUCUCAUCAGGAAUUGCUUCCCUGACAAUAUCCUUGAAUCAACGUUCAGGUCGACACAGUCAGUUUAUCCUCCUGAAAUUUACAAUGUGGCUCCACCUCAAUCUAUGAACGAGACUUUUAUGAACACCACCAUGGCGCCCAAUACUACAACACCAAGACCCAGUUACCAAUUACCAGAUUUCUCAAAAUCGGUACCCAAAGUGAAGAAGUCCGAGAGAAUGAACGUGUUGGGUAUCAUCGUAUUUUGUAUUAUAUUUGGAUUGUGCUUGGGAAGACUACCGGAUAACGAGGGCAUGCCGUUAAUCCGAGUGUUUAGAUCGUUCAACUACGCCAUCAUGAAAAUGGUCAUGGGAAUUAUGUGGUGUGCGCCGAUUGGAAUAAUGUUUAUAAUCGCCCAUAAAAUUGUGAGCAUGAAAAACCCGAUUCAGACACUCACCCAACUUGGUUACUACAUGAUGACUGUCAUGGUUGGUCUUUUCGCACAUGGCUUCAUUGUUCUGCCGAUAAUACUCUUGAUUUUCGCAAGAUAUAAUCCACUUAAAUUCGUCCUAAAGAUGUCUCCUGCUCUGAUGAAUGCAUUUAGCACAGCGUCAAGUUCAGCGACACUACCGUUGACAAUGAGAUGCUUGGAAAAUAACUGUAAAGUUGACAAGAGAAUCACCGGUUUUGUCCUGCCAGUAGGUGCCACUAUAAAUAUGGACGGUACCGCCCUCUAUGAAGCUGUUGCCGCCAUCUUUAUUGCGCAGGUUAACAACAUCCCACUCGACCCUGGACAAUACGUGACCAUCAGCUUGACAGCCACAGCGGCAUCUAUUGGUGCAGCGGGGAUACCGGAAGCUGGUCUUAUCACCAUGGCAAUUGUUCUCCAAGCAGUUGGACUCCCCGUGGACGACAUUGGACUCAUCUUUGCCAUAGAUUGGUUCUUGGACCGUUGUCGCACCACCAUCAACGUGUGGGGUGAUAGUGUUGGAGCAAUGAUUGUUGCGCAGAGGUCACGGAAAGAGCUGAUGAAACACGAUGAAAUGAUGAAUGAUGCCUAUAGACCUCCCCGGUCUAAUGGAGACGCCAUCAUCAACGCUGCAUAUGAGCCAGAUGCUGCAGCGCCACAUACCCGACUUUAGUAGAUGAAAUUGAAUCCUGAACAUCUUGGAACAUAUUCUAAAGACUUUUUUUUAUCUCCAUUUUUACUUGUUAGUUUUACUUUUAUAGAGACUAUAUUUCUAUUUUGGUAAGCAAAAGUGAGUAAGAAAUUAUAACAUUUAAAACCAUGAAUGCUUUAAGCUAAUUGCUUUGGAUGUAUUUUUAUGAUAACAUUUUUAGCUGCACUAUUCGAACGGACCUACGCGUAUCUCGUAAUCAGUAACAUUGACGCCCAUUUGAUAUAUUAUGAAGGGCUUGUAAUUGAUAUUAUCAAGCAACAAACAUGGGAUCGGGGGUUCAGAUAUGUAGUCUAUAUUUUUAUUGUAAUAUGCACAGGCAAAAAGGCCAACACGGUAGGUUGAAUAUGGCCAUAUAAAUAAUAACUAGACAUAUUUUUACCAAGAUUUUAUGUAAAUAUUUAUUUUUAUAAACGUAUAAUCCAAAGCUUUUUGUAAGCUUAGAUCUAGGAUAUAUAUGUGUUUUACAAUAAUUAUGACAAAUUGUGUCCAUGCCAUCUCAUACAUGUAUCGGGUGUGCCAGAAAAAAAUGAACCGCUUUUUAACAA